AGACUUUUAAGAACAUGUCACAAGGUGCAGAGCAGCCGUGGUUACAUUUCCCUUCAUGUGACUGGACUUGGAGGCUCGCUCAUCUAUUCAUCGCCUUGCAAAAAAAAAAAAAAAAAACCACAGUGAAAACUAGUUGUAGGCUACACGUCGAAACCUUUAAAGGGUUAAACAUGUGGACGUGUUGCUGAACAAAACCUGAUAACAGUGACAUCGAGGCUCUUACUUGUCUUCAAGAUGGAGAGAGUAAGACUUCAGAGGUAGAUCUUCAGGUCUGACUCUCUGCACGGAUGCGCGCCGACCUUGGAGUCUUCAGACGCACAGCGGAGGAUUUUGCGCACUGAAGUAGAGCUGAAGAGAGCGCACAGCGAGCGGACAGCUGUCUGACCGGCUGCAGUCCUGUCACCAGGAUACAGGCUCACUUGGCUGCACUUUGCCGCGUGCGUCGACAUCUUAUUAAAAACAUUUACUCCGGAGUGAGUAAGGGGAAAUAAAGCCCACAGUUUAUCUCGGUUUGGUUUUGAUUCGCAACUUAGAGGAGUGUUGUUUCAACUGAGCCAAGAGUCCCAGCUGCUCAGGGAGAAUUCACUCAGCAUCCUGAGAGGCGGAGGCGUUUUGAGAGGAUUUUAGGACUCUUUGCCGAAAGUGGAUUGAACAAUGCUCAUUCCAGUCUCCUUACUCAACUAAGUGAGGUAUUGCCUUUGCGAAACGGUGAUCACAGCGAUGUUUCAGCGACAUGUGCGUCUGCCUCUCCCCAAAUCUUCCAGAGAGGGUGUAAGCGCCGCUCAUCUUGAAUAAGUCGAGAAGUCAUUGAAGAUGAGUGCUCUGCAAACGCUCCUGUUUCUUUUCCUCCUGCACCAGGUCACAUGCAGGAAGGUGCACGGAGGGGCCACAGAGCUCAUUGAGUGGGGAGACAGUAAUGAACAGAGGAUUUCUCCCACGGGGGCCAGUCCACGGAUCCUCAACCCCCUGCGUUUGUUUGCCAGGGGCUCCCCUGGGUUCAAGAGCAACAUGAGGGAAAUAACAUAUUUACAGAACAUGGAGGACUUUUGGGACUGGUUAUCUAACCAGACAGAUGUUCAGGGUGCACAGGCCAGAACUAAACGCAGGCCCAUCGUGAAGACUGGCAAGUUCAAAAAGAUGUUCGGGUGGGGGGAUUUCCACUCCAACAUCAAGACUGUCAAACUCAACCUGCUGAUCACAGGGAAGAUUGUGGACCACGGGAAUGGCACUUUUAGCGUUUACUUCCGCCACAACUCCACGGGUCUGGGGAACGUGUCUGUCAGCCUGGUGCCGCCCUCCAAGGUGGUGGAGUUUGAGAUCACCCAGCAGUCCACGCUGGAGACCAAAGACACCAAAUCAUUCAACUGUCGCAUUGAGUAUGAGAAGACGGACCGCAACAAGAAGACUGCCCUGUGCGGCUUCGACCCGUCCAAGGUGUGCUAUCAGGAGCAGACGCAGAGCCACGUGUCCUGGCUGUGCUCGAAACCCUUCAAAGUCAUAUGCAUCUAUAUAGCCUUUUACAGUGUAGACUAUAAACUGGUGCAGAAGGUAUGCCCCGACUACAACUACCAUAGUGACACACCAUACUCCUCCACAGGAUGACCUAGCAGUUAUUAGUAUCCAUCAACUUUUUGUUUUAUCUUCCAAUAAUGUAAAUGUCAACUUCUAAGCUCCUUGUCCCCAAAUACCUAAAUACCUGAGAUAUGUUGCAUGAGGUGCAACUUAAAAUGGGACACAAACCGCAGGGAUUUGGCGCAUUAUUACAAAACUUUUGUAUGUACUGCACAAACACACAACUCUAACACUUCAGAUAGUUAGGUGUCCAGGGACUUGGUUUUAGGGGUUGACUUGGGAUUCAGAGCUAGCUUCCAACCCUGAGUGACUCCUUCCCAUCACAGCAGCACAUGUUCUCUGUAAACCACAGGAAUAAUUAGUACGUCGUCCAGAUGUUUUCUUCGAGGCUAGACCGUAGGCAAGCAGCCUCUCAGUUGGAAGUGUAUAGCUGGCUUCUCUGCCAGUGCUGCAUUGAUGCUAGCAUUAUCAAACAAUUUCUUCACCUCAUUUAAACAGUCAGUUAUGGGAAGAAAUAUGACAAGACUUUGAAUCAUUUUAAUAAUUACUAUACCAAGACAUUUGAAUUGUUAUUCAACAGGGCAUAAAUUUGAUAUUCCUCAUUUGAAACGUCACUACAUUUUGACUGAUUAGUCAAAAUGGUCUGUUCAUUGUCUUCAAAGUGGAGCUAACAUCCAUUUGUACCUGUUAACAGAACACAGGCAGGACAGCCUCUAUUAUUUCAGAUUAGUGUGAUUAAUGGGUAUUUUUUCAAGUAGCUCUGAAUAAUUAAUAUGGCCUUACAACCUAUCUUUUAUCUGUUAUCUGUCUCUUGUAGGGACUGAAAUAACGUGAAUUGAUUCAUUGAACCCAAUUGUAAGUGCCCAAGACGUAAUAAAUUGAUCCAACAAAUCAAAUCCAAAAGCAGCCUGAUAGCAUGAUCGUAAAUUAUUACACAUAAAUAUGUAGGUACCCGUCCAUGUAUAACCUGGCUGCUGCCUUGUUUGCUCCUUAAAAUGUGUUGGUUUUCUGCUACAAUCAUCAUAAGGCAUGUGUAUGCUAAACCAGCCUGAAAUCCAACAUCUGUGUUUGCAGGAUGCACUUUGAGGCAUCAGCCUGCCGCGCGACGCCCGCAGUGGAUUAAUGUGUCAGGAGAGGUGGGGGGGUGGGAGCGAUAAUUGCAGGACAGGUGGAUUUAGUGAGUCUGGCAGACAAUUAUCAGCACUUUGUCAUGGUCCUGCCACAAGCCCUGACAUUACCUGUCUUUAAUAGGCUUUAAUUAGCCUGGGAAAUUUCAUUUACCUAAGACCAAGAGUGGAGGAACCAAAAGCAAAAGUAAAAAAAAAAAAAAAAGGUAAAAGUACAGAAUCCAUCUGGAAUUUUAAUGAGAAGUGGGACUACUAAGUUUGAAAAUGUCAGACAUUUCCCAGUUGUACAGCAGGCUUAAAACGAAUAACUUGUGUAAAAGUGGAUAACAUCCAGUCUCAUAAUAAAUGGUGUAAUGUGUUUUGACUUAGCAAUCACAAAAACAUUUCUAAAAAGGUGUUGUUGAAAACCAUCAGCACAUUAAAUGCCAUAAGCUGCGUUGUUAGCACAUAUCCAGCGGUUUUAGGCUAGGGCAUGUGCUAUUGACUAAUCACAUGGCAGUUAUUUCUGUCAGUUCCUUUGUAUGCUGUAUCUCAUGUCUUUCACCAUCUGCUGUAAAUGAUCCCGUCACGUCACACAUGUGGAGAGGUGUAUGAUAAGGAAAUACCGAAAUCCGAGUUGAUCUAUGUUGAUGUUUUAGUUCUACUCCUUUGUGAAAAUGCUGUGUAUUAUCGUGUAACUCUAAAACUAAACGUGUUUAAUUAUGGCUUCAGAGUAAAUGAUGUCAAUUUAUUCUAAUUUUUUUCCAGAGAAAUAUAUUAAUGAAUAUACUGGUCCUUAUUUUUGGUGUUUGUUCAGAGAUAUCAUGUAGAUAGAUGUCAUAUUUAUUGCUUCUAGUUAUAGAUUGCUUUGAUUUCCAUUUUUGUAAUCCUUGCAGAUUGUAUUUUGAUUUCUUGCUAGCUUAAUCUUGUUUAAAUGGUUUCCCCUGUAAAAUACGAAUAAGAGCACUGCUGUGUGUAUAGUGUAAGUACAAAUGUUCAUUUUGGAAUAUUUGAUUUCAUAGGGGGUUACUUUUGUUAAAAUGAAAUUGUAAAGAUCAAUUUAGGUUUUUAUGGCAUUAAACCUUAUUUGAACUUGGCUCACA
Molecule: messenger RNA, 3781 nt
Organism: Seriola aureovittata
Lineage: Eukaryota; Metazoa; Chordata; Actinopteri; Carangiformes; Carangidae
Gene: nxph2a
Product: neurexophilin 2a
Exons: 3
Coding region: 814-1602 (262 amino acids)
Molecular function (GO): signaling receptor binding
Source: RefSeq, a predicted model, not a curated record